AUGCUACGGUAUCCAAUUAGACGACUUACAACAACAGCUCCUACUCUUUAUGCUAUUCCUAAAAAGAACAAGUUACCCCCACGACCAAAAUGGUUAGUUAAAGAGGAAGACAUUCAAGAAAGUUUUAUUAAAGGUGGCCGAGGUCCAGGAGGACAAAAAAUUAACAAGACAAAUUCAAAAGUACAAUUAACUCAUAAACCUACUGGAAUAGUAGUCACAUGUCAAGCAACAAGAUCACAAGAACAGAAUAGGAAAAAGGCGAGAGAAAUAUUAGCUUUGAAGUUGGAUGAUUUAUAUAAUCCAGAGACUAGUAGGAAUGCUUUAUUAACAGAAAGAGCCCAGAAAGUUAAACAGAGUAAAGCAAAGAAAUCAAAUAGAAAAUAUCGUGCACUAAAUGAAGCAAAGGAGGAAGAAAAGGCAUUACAAUUGGAACAAGAACAAAAGUUGUUUGAAGAACUUGGUGGCGUUGAUGAUGAAGAAGAAGAAGAGUUUGCUAAAUUUAUUAAAUCAGCAAAGAUUGAUUUGAAUGAGUUGAAAAAGUAG
This is a messenger RNA of Lodderomyces orthopsilosis Co 90-125, 543 nucleotides long. RefSeq lists its product as uncharacterized. Bases 1 to 543 code for a protein of 180 amino acids. Gene Ontology annotation, cellular component: mitochondrion. Gene Ontology annotation, molecular function: translation release factor activity. The transcript has a single exon. NCBI's taxonomy places the organism in Eukaryota, Fungi, Ascomycota, Pichiomycetes, Serinales, Debaryomycetaceae. The record is from RefSeq and is a predicted model, not a curated record. Gene Ontology annotation, biological process: translational termination.